AUGAUUCUAACUUAAAAUAAUAAAUUUUAAAUCGGAGCAGCAGCUCCUACCAUAUAAAAGACUGUAGAUGAUUAUAGAAGGGAUAUAAAGUUGCUUAAGAUAAAAUAUAUCUAGCUAUAAGAAGUAAAUUAAUAGUAAAAACAAAAAUUAGAAUGGUAUAGCACAAAGUUGCGUGCAUUAGAUAGACAAUCAAACAAUAAUUUGUCUAUGCUUGAUGCUAGUUUCUAGGACUAAUCUUAGAAUUAAACAUAAAAUCUAACCAGAAUAGGAUCUUCCAAUAAUUUUAUGGGUGCAGAUUAGCAAAUCAUGGAGCAGUUUUCUAACAGAUGCAAAAUGUAUUUAGGUAUGACUCCAGAAAGUUUAUUUCGUGCAGCUGAUACAAAGUAUGAAGGAGUGAUAAAAGAUGUUAUGUUUAAAUAAUUUUUAUCAAAUUCAAAGCUAAACAUGAAAUCCCAGCACAUUUAGAGAAUAAUUCAAUUAUGUGAUUAAGAAUGUACAGGUAAAAUUACUAAGCAAGGAUAUUAUGAUUGUCUUUAGGCAUUUUAGAUCAACUAAGAAUCAAUGGUAGAGUAAAUUCUAGGGGAGAACUAACAAGAAAAAAGAACUUACAAUCAAAGAAGCUUCUAUAAAUUUUGUGAAAAUCUAAUUUAAUAGCUGAUCUCCCCUUAUAUGUGCUAUAAACACAUAGAUUACAAUAAUGAAGGAUUUAUUUAAUAUGAACAAUUUUAUGGAUUUACAGCUAAAUUUAUGAAAAAUAUAAAUGACACUGAGAUUAUUGGCAUUUAUACUUAUCUAGAUAUUGAAAAAAGCUAAUAAAUUAGCAAGGAUUAUUUCAUAGUUUAGACUAAAAAAAUGAUGAGAAUAGUUUCUAAUGAUAAGAAUAUAAAUAUCAACAAUUUUAUAGAUUUAAAACCUUCUAAUGAUAAAGGAGCAGUAAAUGGUAAAGGAAGCUCUUAGAAUGGAAAAGAAAAUGAACAAAAUGAAAACAUUAAUAAUAGUAAUCAUGGUAAUUGUGAUCAUACUAAAGGAUAAGACUAAUUUCAUCCAAAUAAAAUUGAUUUAAGUUAAACUCAAGAAGUUGAUUUGAAAUAACUUAUUGCAAAAUUUGUUAAUUCAUACAAAAUAAAUAUUCCAAAUUUCGUUAGAAUUAUAGCAGAUAAUAUGUCAGAUUUAAGAGCUGGAAUUUUACUUUAAGACAUUUUCAAUAGCUUUAAAAAGAUCAAAAAUUAUAAAAAAGUUUCUAAUGGAGACAAACUUCUGUUUUUUAAAGGCUUGGAUACAGGCAAAAAUGGUUCUAUCGACUACGAGGAAUUAAUUAAAUUUUAUUGUAAAUUUAAAUAACCUGAUUGGUCUGUUGAUAUAAUUUUUUAUUUAUUUGCUAGAAUUUUGUUAGUUAUUGAAAUUGAUGCUGAACAGUAUUUUAGAUAUUAAGGCUUUACAUCUUAGUAAGUUCUAAAAAAAUAAGAAUUUAUCAAAUUUGCAAAAUAAAUAUUUUGGAUCGAGGAAUCUGACGUAGCAGUAGAGCUUUUCCAAUUUUUAGAUAAAGAAUAGAGAAAUGAUAUUUAUCUAUCUGCCUUAAUAGACCAAGUAGAUUUUGAAAUAUCAGAACAAAAAAGAUUAUUUUUUGGAAUUGAUAAUGAACUUAAUUCAACAACUAAAUCAAUUUCAUCAACUAAAAGAGCAAAUGUAAAGGAUAUUACUGAGUUAGAGAGUUUCAAGGAAAUGGAAUAAAAUUAAAAGUUAAUACAUAUCAAAAAAACGGCUCUUUCUGAUGCUAAUGUAAGUCUAUAAUAGAUUUAAAGCAUUGUAAACUCUUUGAAACCAACUCUUACUGACAAUGAUUUCUUCUUAAAGCACGAAAUUGAUGAAAAUAAGUAAGUUAUUAAAACAAAAUGGGGAACUAUAUUGAAUGAUGAAAUAUCAUGUCUUAAAAAAUGCAUUGAAAUUGUUUCUGAAAUGAAUUAAAAGGGAGAAUAAGUUUGGACAGAUUAAGAAUUUGGUCCUAACGAAUAAUAGGAUCCUUAUGGCUCUAAAUCCAUGUACUUUAGUUCUAAUGAAAUUCCUCCUGGAUGCCCUGAACCUGAAAGUGUUAGAUGGCUAAGAUUAAAUGAGAUUGUUGAUGAGUAUAUUGAGCAUCAUGGAGAUGAGUAUUUAACUGAAGAUGAAAAAAAGGAAUUGCAACAUAUUCACUUUUUGUAUGAAGGUGCAAGCAGUAAUGAUGUUAAAUAAAGUAAGUACUUAGGUGAUUGUUGGUUUAUUAGUGCUUUAAGUAUCGUUUCUGAAUAUAAUGAAUACGUAGAUGGAGAAUUUGAUCCUCAUAAACCUGGAUAAACAGAAGACUAAAAAAUGUUUAUGAUGAGUAGAGGUAUUUAUCCUCCUCUUUUCCAUUUCCUAUCUCAGUACGGUAUUUAUGUCAUGAAAUUUUUUAAGAAUUAUAAAUGGCGUUAUGUUAUUGUUGAUAACAGAUUACCCUGCUUAGAGAAUGGAGAAAUAAUUUAUUCUUAAUGUGCUACUAAAAAUGAAUUUUGGGUUAGCUUAAUUGAGAAAGCUUAUGCUAAGAUACACUCAAGCUAUUAAGCAUUAAAUUCAGGAGACAUGGGAUAAGGCCUUUAAGAUUUAACUGGAAAUCUUUCAAUCAGAAUGAAAUUAGAUAAUUUUAAAUAUUCAAAAGAUGAUAUCGAGUUUGGUAGGUGCCCAGCUACGAUUGAUAUUGGAGAAAAAAUAAAUACAAAAACAACCGAUUUUGAAGAAGUAUGGCAAAAAUUACAAGAUUCCAAAGAAACUUUUUGGAAAAUGCUGAUAGCAUUUAAAGAAAAAGGAUGCUUGAUUGGAUGCAGUGCUGAAGGCGGUACAGAAGCUCUUGUAAAUUUGGAUGGUGAAAAAACAGGAAUAUAUUCAGGACAUGCCUAUUCCAUAAAUUAUUUGAUGCAACUUGAUUACAUUAAUUAGGAAGAGAAAGAAAAUCACAAAAGAGAGAACCCUCAUUAAAACCAUCGUAUAUUAAUUGUCCGCAAUCCAUGGGGAUAUGGUGAAUGGUAGCUAAAAUGGUCUGAAAAUCCAGAUUAUAUUGAUAAAGUAUAACAGUAUAUGCCAAAAAUCAAUAAAUUCUUUGACGAUUAAGAAACAAGAUGUAAAAAGCUAGGAAUAACUCCUCCUGAGAGAUAUGAAAUGGCAGAAGAUGGAAAAUUCUUAAUCUGCUACAAAGAUUGGAGAAGAAUUUUUAAUAAUUUAUUUGUUUGUUUACUUUUUUCUGAUGCUUGGAGUGGUUUUAGAAUUAAAGGAUGUUGGAAUAAAUAAUUUAGUUCAGGAGCACUCAAAAGAUCAGAGCAAAGCUUCAAAGAUUUUGCAUCGAAAAAUCCUUAAUUUAUAAUUGAGCUAAAGAAUAAGUCUGGAAAUAAUGAAAAAAGUAUACCAUUUUUUAUUAAUCUUGCUUAAGAUGAUGGACGCUUAUAUAAUGGAGAAAAGUAUCCUUAUGAAAAAAUACAAUAGAGUAUGAUGUUAUGCUUAUUUGAAUUAAAGAAUGACCAAAAAAAGCUUGAUAAAUAUUCAGAAGAAAAUAUGCUAUAAAAUUCUGGAAAGUAUAGUUAAAGAAGAGAAGUUUAGCUUGAUUCAAGAUGCUUACUUGAAUAUGGAAAAAGAUAUUGUAUAGUACCAUCUAUAAAGAAUGAAAUCACAAACUCAGAAAAUGAGUAGCAUUUUUAUAUAAAUAUUUUUGGUAGAUGUAAAAGUGAAGAUUUAGUAAUCACCAAAGUAAAUCAAGACUUUCAGAUUAAAGAAUUAGGUGUUAAUGCUAUUAGCUAAAUCGAAUAUGAAAAAACUUCUGAGUUUAAGAAUGUAUUAAUUCAAGCUGUAAAUAAAUAACUCCAAUAAAUAAAAAUUUGA
Tetrahymena thermophila SB210 is the source of this 3882-nucleotide messenger RNA. Its product is annotated as calpain family cysteine protease. Lineage: Eukaryota; Ciliophora; Oligohymenophorea; Hymenostomatida; Tetrahymenidae. The record is from RefSeq and is a predicted model, not a curated record. Gene Ontology annotation, biological process: proteolysis. Gene Ontology annotation, molecular function: calcium ion binding; calcium-dependent cysteine-type endopeptidase activity. Gene Ontology annotation, cellular component: cytoplasm. The transcript is spliced from 7 exons.